CAGAGUCACAAGAUUAUGUGCGGGCGAAAAAAAAAUACUGUUCUGUACUGCCCUCCUCCGGUCUAGACAGAUCAAUUGAGUCUGCGCUUCAGGGAAAAAUGAGUGAAUCACUGGUUGUGUGUGACGUUGAUGGAGACCUAGUGAAAAAGCUACGGGAAUUCCGCUUCCGGAAGGAGACUAACAAUGCUGCUAUCAUCAUGAAGAUUGACAAGGACAAGCAGCUUGUCAUCCUUGAUGAAGAACAUGAGGAUAUUUCUCCUGAUGAUCUGAAGGAUGAGCUGCCUGAAAGACAGCCCAGAUUUGUGGUGUACAGCUACAAGUACGAACAUGACGACGGGAGAGUCUCUUACCCUCUCUGUUUCAUCUUCUCCAGUCCAGUGGGAUGUAAACCCGAGCAACAGAUGAUGUACGCCGGAAGCAAAAACAAACUGGUGCAAACUGUCCAGUUGACCAAGGUGUUUGAGAUCAGAAACACGGAGGACCUGACAGAGGAAUGGCUGAGAGAGAAGCUGGGCUUCUUCGGUUAAGAUCGGGCCGUUUUGGUGAUCUAAUGGACUGAAGGGUUUAGAGGAGGAACGAGACACUUGGAAAGAAAACUACACCAUUCCUUACAUUUCCCUUUCUCCUGUUUCCCUCCUCCGAUGUACCUAUUCCCAUACAACCCCCCCCCCCCCUCAACAUGUGCCAGCUUCCUGUGUCCUUAAUGAAAUUAACACUACCACUCCUUCUGAGAUGGACAGAGCUUUCCUUGUCCUACACAAGCAAAAUUCAAGGGAAAUUGAAAGGAAUUGUCACGGUGGCAAUUUCAUUUGAGUUUUGCUCGUUUAGUAAUAAUUAAUAAUUACAUAAUUAUGACCUGAUAGAUUAGAUUCUAACCAUGUUUUAUUUUUAUUUUACUGGAAUCAAAAGGAUAGUUCUGAUAGUAAGAGGUGAUCUGUGAUUUGGGGAGCUGUUUAUUGUUUUUAUUAAGUCAUAAAUAUAUGACUUGUGGGAGGACGCUGGGUUGUGUAGAUACAAUACUGCUUUGAUUCUUCUUUAUACAUUUUCAAGAUGGAAUUGCCUCCAGGCUUGAAGCACUUUUGACCUUAAAUCACACAAUCAUACAUUGAAUUUGGAUGUAAAAUUAAUGGCUAUGUUGUGUGUACUUUCUCCCUCUGCUUGGAAAGGUAGAUCAGUAUAAAGAAAUACAUUCGUUUCUUACAAUAUUCACUCACUGAUUGAAGUUUAUAUGACACCAUAUGAUAACAAAGAAUAUUAAUCCAAAUUACAAUACUGAAAAAAGGACAGCUUAAAAUACAAUUCACCAUCUUGUUUCUGGAUCUAUGUAUUCUUAUUGCAGUUGAUCCCCUGGGAAAAGGAAUCAUUGAUGCUCUUGGUCGAUAAGUAACAUUUUAAGAGCCUGCAGCUAACAUCCUUGAGAGUGUUUCUGAGUGACACAAAGGACAGUUGGUUAUCUCUGUUCAUCUUUGUUUUAGAGUAGAAUCAUUGUGAUUCUCAGUGAGACUUUGCAGUGAGGUCAUGGUACACUAUUCCCUACAUAGUGCACUACUUUUGGUCAUGCGCUAUAUAUGGAAUAGGGUGCCAUUUGGGACAGAGUUUUACCAUUGAACUGUGUCCUUCAAAGUGGAGCACCUGUUUCGCCUACAAAGAUUUUCAUUGAUACAUUCAUGAAAGAAACCUCGUGUUUUUAUUUAUACCCUGAUGAAGACAGCUUGUCUGUCGAAACGUUGGACAUAAAACAUUUUUUUUUUUGCAUCUGAGCUGGAGUUUGCGGCUCUCCUUCAUUAUCUUAUUUAUAGGUGUGCGUUAGUUUCGCGGCGAGAACAUUCUUGAAAGAAACCUGGUGUUUGAUUCAGGACCAGUUUGUCAGACGUAGAUUAAUCAUCCUAGUCCUUUUCAAUAACGACUCAUUUAAUGUGUGUCUGGGGAAACCGACCCUAGAAGCAUCAGUCUGUGUCCCAACCUUGGACAGAUGUGAAUACACUGGGAGAUUAGAGAAUCAUCUUUUUGCCUUUUUAAAUCUUUUAUUUUAGCAGGCGUAAAAAAUAAACUUGAAGGGCCGGUUUCCUGGGCACAAAGUAAGGCUAGUCCUGGACAUAAAAAAAAAUUUUUUUAAAAAACUUUUGCCCAUGCCUGUUAGUCCAGGACAAGUCUUAAUCUACAGUAUGUUUGAGAAACCACCCUAAAAAUAUAGUGUAUUACGUCUAAACUGGUAAUAUGCCUUAAGGCUGUCUCUCUUUCCAUCAAGAGUAUUCUUCUGAUGUAAACAAACAAUGUGUACAUCCCAAGUUACACUCUUUCCCCCUGUAUAGUGCACUAUGGGACUGUGGUCAAAAGUAGUGCACUAUAUAGGGAAUAGGGUGCCAUUUGGGAUGUACAUUAUGACAUGUCUUCCCAUCUGCUGAAACGUGACAAAAAGCAAAAAUAAGACUACAGCUUUAAACAUAGUCCGUAUAUCUGAACUGUUCUGGAACAUUCCUGUUUUUACUCUGAAUUGUGCAAUCGGCUGGUGUCAAUGUGAAAAAUGAAAAUGCUUAAUAAUCUGUUCUUUAAAAAAAGAUAUAUAUAUAUAUAACUUUGAUGUGGUAAGCUACUUUCAUAUACAAGUGCAUGCUUUCGUCAGUGUGUCUUUUGUCCCGACAGUUUUGCGUUGUGACAUCAAACAACAACAAAAAACAAUCCCAAACAAACCUUCAAUAGUGUGCCAGUAUGUACUGCAUGUUCUUUGUUUUACACCGUGAAUGUAUCCUCCAAUAAUGAAUUUUAAAAAUUGGCGUACUUUAGUUGACACAAGCAAUAUUAUAGAGAACAUGCAUGCAAAUGGCAAUCCAAGGGGGAAAUUGCUGACCGUGUGUUAAGGUUAAACACUACAGUAGUUUGAUAAUUAUCAACAUGUUUUUUUGUUUGUUGAUAAUAUGGAAUGUAUUCCAAAUGGCACACUAUUCCCUUUUUAUAGUGCACUUCUUAGUCCUAUGGUUUUAUAGUGCACUAUGAAGGGAAUAGACUGCCAUUUGGAACUGAUACAUGGAGAUAAUCAGCCUUGGGAAGAAUUCUUCAACCUGCAUUCAUGAAUAAGAUAUAGCUAUAUCCGUGUAAAAUCAUGUGGCUUAUUAAGUGUCUUGAUCGCUCUGAAUUGAUGUAUUUUUCCUAUAAUAGUUCUGUACUUUCUCAGAUCAACAGCUUUUAUUACAUUUUUUCUUAACCAAAACAGCGUCUCAAACAUGUAACAUAUUCAGCUACCCAAUGGUGUGAGUGAAACUUGUGAAAUAUUUGUAUUUUUCCAUGCUUUAUACACUUGUCCCAAUAAAACAAAACAAAAAUAUG
Molecule: messenger RNA, 3324 nt
Organism: Oncorhynchus nerka (sockeye salmon)
Lineage: Eukaryota; Metazoa; Chordata; Actinopteri; Salmoniformes; Salmonidae
Gene: gmfb
Product: glia maturation factor, beta
Exons: 7
Coding region: 99-527 (142 amino acids)
Biological process (GO): actin filament debranching; negative regulation of Arp2/3 complex-mediated actin nucleation
Cellular component (GO): actin cortical patch
Molecular function (GO): Arp2/3 complex binding; actin binding
Source: RefSeq, a predicted model, not a curated record